Molecule: messenger RNA, 406 nt
Organism: Rana temporaria (common frog)
Lineage: Eukaryota; Metazoa; Chordata; Amphibia; Anura; Ranidae
Product: snake venom metalloproteinase atrolysin-C-like
Exons: 4
Coding region: 47-406 (119 amino acids)
Source: RefSeq, a predicted model, not a curated record
AUUUCCCCACACACAUAUACACCUAUUGUGUGCUCCUACCGCUGGUAUGCUAAUAUCCAUAAUGUCUCCACUGGUGAUGUUCAUCCUCCCGGUCAUAGUUCCAGGUCUACAUGCUCUGCCUACAGGACAUAAAUACAAGGUUGUCAUUCCACAGCAAAUCCAUGCACUGUACAAAAGUGAUACUCAGGACCAAUAUCCACAUGUGGUUAAGUAUGAAUUACAGAUUGAAGACAAACCUCUGGUUAUACACCUGGAGAGGAAUGAGGAACUGGUAGCUGAUAGAUAUAUGGAGACAAGCUAUGAUCAGGAUGACAGACCGAUAAUGAUAAGCCCUAAGGGGAACAUAAAGGUAAAGUCAUAUUCUUUCUUGAUGAUGAGGGGACAAUUAAUAUUUCUAUGUAGAUGA